Messenger RNA from Penicillium concentricum, 640 nucleotides. RefSeq names its product Rab family GTPase YPT6. The transcript is spliced from 5 exons. Bases 1 to 630 code for a protein of 209 amino acids. Lineage: Eukaryota; Fungi; Ascomycota; Eurotiomycetes; Eurotiales; Aspergillaceae. Gene Ontology annotation, molecular function: GTP binding; GTPase activity. The record is from RefSeq and is a predicted model, not a curated record.
AUGGCGUCUGCCUCCGGAGUUGGGUCGUAUUCGAACCCCUUGAAGAAGUUCAAGCUGGUAUUCCUCGGCGAACAAAGUGUCGGCAAAACAUCAUUGAUCACUCGGUUCAUGUACGACUCGUUCGACAACACAUACCAAGCCACUAUUGGCAUCGACUUUUUGUCCAAGACUAUGUACCUUGAAGAUCGCACUGUCCGUCUUCAGCUUUGGGAUACCGCCGGCCAGGAGCGCUUCCGUUCCCUGAUUCCUUCCUACAUCCGAGACUCGAGCGUUGCCGUGGUUGUCUACGAUAUUUCGAAUGCUAAAUCGUUCCAAAACACGCGAAAAUGGAUUGAUGAUGUGCGGGGAGAACGUGGGAACGAUGUCAUUAUUGUGCUCGUGGGCAACAAGACCGAUUUGAACGAUAAGCGCGAAGUUACCACCGCACAGGGCGAGGAAGAGGCAAAGAAGAACGGAUUGAUGUUUAUCGAGACCAGCGCAAAGGUCGGGCAUAAUGUGAAGCAGCUUUUCCGAAGAAUCGCUCAGGCUCUUCCUGGAAUGGAAGGCGAGGCCAAACAAGGCGAAAGCACAAUGAUUGACGUCAACAUCAAUCCCAAGGAGACGACCAGCAACGACGGCUGUGCCUGUUAAGAUUCCCCGG